Amborella trichopoda is the source of this 3841-nucleotide messenger RNA. The record is from RefSeq and is a predicted model, not a curated record. Lineage: Eukaryota; Viridiplantae; Streptophyta; Magnoliopsida; Amborellales; Amborellaceae.
UCUAAUCAUUGGAGGGAAGAUUCGUUGCUGCUGCUGCUGCUGCUUCUCCUUUUUCUUCUCCAUUGGGAUGAAAAAUGUCGGUGGUGGCCGUACCCAUAGGGUUGAGCGGAAUUUCUGCGCAGGAAUUGCUUCCUCCCUUUCCAAGUAAUCUGCCCCGACACAGGGGGAAAUUAACCAAAGUCGCGUUGGUGUAGAGAGAGCCUAAACUCCUUCGCAAAGCUGCAAAACAUUGUGAAUUAGAACAAACCCUAGAAAAUCUCUGCUCCACUCACCAGCUAGGGAUUUAGAUCGAGAUAACUCAAAUCAAAUCCAUGGAAGUUUUCCUGAACUUCUGUGACCUAGACACGGGAAAGACCUUCACAUCCCAUCUGAAGAAAGCUCUUGAUGUUUCUGGUAUCUCCGCAUUCUUACCGACACAACAACAGCAGCAACUGAGUGAUAUACAGAGAGCCAUUGAAAAGUGUGAGGUGUUUAUAGCUGUCUUCUCCUCCAAUUAUGCUUGCUCUUCUUUCUGCCUUGACCAAAUUUCUUAUUUACUGAGUUUGUCGAGGAAGAGGACCAUCUUUGCUGUGUUUUAUGAUGUGGAGCCUUCGCAUGUCCGCUUCCAAAAGGGGCAUUUUGAGGAAGCCUUUGUGGAUCAUAGGAAUAAGAAUGGGUUUGAUGAGGAGACAGUGCAGAAGUGGAGAAAUGCUUUGAAAGAAGUUGUCUCUCUUUCUGGUUGGGAAAUGAAGAAUUACAGGACUGAGGCAAAGUUGAUUGAGGAACUUGUUAACCAUGUUUCUACAAAGUUGGACUAUGAAACACAAUUGCAUGUCGCUGAUUACCCUAUCGGGCUUGAUUCUCGGGUGGCUGAUGUGAUGAGACUCUUAGACAUUGAUGCUAAUGAUGCUCGGAUGAUUGCAAUCCAUGGCAUGGGUGGCAUUGGUAAGACCACUCUUGCCAAAGCAGUCUUCAACAAAAUAUGUUCCAGCUUCGAAGGCAGAUGUUUCCUCUCAAAUGUUCGAGAAUCUUCAAAAACAAAUGACGGAGUUGUCAGCUUGCAGAAACAACUUCUUCAGGAACUGUUUAAUGAAGGAGUUCCAAAUAUAUAUAGUGUUGAUAGAGGCAUCAAUGUUAUUAAGGCUAGAAUUGGGUCUAAAAAAGUUCUUGUUGUAAUUGAUGAUGUUGACAACGAGGACCAGCUUGAAAAAUUGGCCGGUAACUGUGAUUGGUAUUCUCAAGGAAGUCGGAUCAUCAUCACUACUAGGGAUGAGCACGUGUUAAAUGUGCAUAAGAGAGUGGAUAGUCAUCAUAUCUAUGAGCUCAAGGUAUUGGAUGACACACAAUCUCUUGAGCUCUUUAGUUGGUGCGCGUUCAAGAGGAAUCAACCGAUGCAAGAAUAUGUGCAGCUCUCUAAGGACGUGACAUCCAUUGCUGGUGGGCUGCCCUUGGCACUUGAAGUUCUAGGAUAUUACUUAUGUGACUUGACAAGCAUUGAAGAGUGGGAAGACGCAAUAACAGAGUUGAAAAGAAUUCCUGAAGAUAAAGUCAUGCUAAAGUUGAGAAUAAGUUUUGAUGAUUUGAGCAGAGAAACAAAACAGAUAUUUCUUGACAUAGCGUGCUUCUUUAUUGGGGACGACAAGGAUUAUGCAAUUGACAUAUGGAAAGGUUGUCGUUUCCCUGCUGCAGGUUCCAUAAGGAAAUUAUUGCAAAGGGCACUCAUAAAGAUUAAUAAUAAGAAUGAGUUGUGGAUGCACGACCAACUUCGUGAUAUGGGGAGACGGAUUGUUGAACUGGAAAACCUGGAUGAUCCUGGAAGGCGUAGUAGGUUAUGGUCUGAAGAAGAUGUCACUACUGUAUUGAAGUAUCACAUGGGAACUCUGGAGGUUCGAGGCCUUAUGCUCAAGGGGAAUGAAUUGGAGAGGAGUUGGGAACUUGAAACAUUUAAACCAAUGACCAAUCUGAAGCUACUUAGCAUCAGUGGUGUCUCUCUUAUUGGAAGCUUCAAAUCCAUUUCACCAAAAUUAGUGUGGUUAAAAUUGCAGGGUUGUCCUUUACAUUACCUCCUAGGUGAUCUUAGUUAUGAGGAGCUAGCUGUCCUUGACUUGUCAAACAAUGACUGUAUCCUUGAAAUUUCAGACAUUAUUAUCCAACAGCUGUUCCCAAAGUUGAAAGUUCUCAAGCUCAGAUGUCAUAACUUACAGAGAAUUCCCAGAUGUUCUCUAUACCCUAACUUGGAGAAGUUGAAUCUUGGAGGAUGCUGCAAUUUGGUUGAGAUUACUGACUCCAUAGCUUGUCUAGGGAAUUUAGUUUAUCUGAAUCUUGAAGACUGCUUGAACCUCAAAAAAUUGCCAGAUUCGCUAGGCUCACUAGCGAAGCUCAAGGAGUUGAAUGUGGCUCAAUGCAAGGAACUUAGUAGAUUGCCAGUAUCAAUGGGAAGGAUGAGGUCACUGCAUUGCCUAAGAAUGCAGCAAACUGCCAUAACCACAUUACCCGAUGAUUUUGGAUGUCUUUCUAACUUGAAAGACUUAUCUAUGCGGGGUUCGAAACAGUUAAAAAAACUCAUAGAAAGCUUUGGAAGUCUUAAAAGUUUAAGGACUCUUGACAUAUACGGCAGUAGUUUGACAAGGCUUCCAUCUACUUUCUCAGAUCUUUGCUCCUUGGAGGCAUUGGAUGUAUCAUAUUGUAACCUGAAGGGGAUGAUUCCUGAUGAUUUUGAAAAGUUAUUCUCAUUGAAAACCCUGAAUCUCAGUGGAAACAAUAUCAAAGGCCUGCCCAGUAGCAUGAGGGGCCUUUCGAAACUAGAAACAUUGUCUAUACUUCAUUGUAAGCUGCUGGUAGCUAUCCCUGAUCUCCCCACCAGUUUAAGAUAUCUUAAUGCUUAUGGAUGCAGAAGUUUGCAAACCUUGCCCAAGCUAUUUAACCUUUCUAAACUAGAGGAGCUGCAUUUUUGUAAUUGUGAGCAUCUGGUAGCUAUCCCUGAGCUUCCCAACAGUUUGAAAUAUCUGAAUGCUUCCGGAUGCAAAAGCUUGCAAGUAUUGCCCAAGCUAUCUCAACUUUCUGAACUAGGAAGAUUGGAUGUUGUAGACUGUGGUGAGCUUUCAGCUAUCCAGGAACUUCCCACUGCUUUGGAGACUUUGGAUGCAUCCAACUGCAUAUCAUUGCAAAUUAUACCCAAUCUCUCUCACCUUUCUCAACUUAAGAAAUUGGAUCUUAGAAAUUGUAAGAAGCUGAUUGAGAUACAAGGUCUCAGUGGGUUGAUAUCUUUAAGAUACUUGGACUUGACUGGGUGCAGCGAUCACAUUUUGAGAGGUCAAAGUCUGGCGAAGAAUAUCGCUCUCCCCUUGAUGCGAGGAAGCAUCUCGUGGCGUCUCCUGUUUCCGCCACCUCGCACCCAUUGAAUCUGGGGAGCUUCUCAAGGGACUCCAAAACAGAGCCAGAAUCCAAAAGCCAUGUGAGGGAAGUGCAGCCCUACUUUGUACGUGGCGAUAAAGUUCCCAAAAGGGAAGGAGGCUUGUUAUGGAGAUCGCCAAGGUGAUGAGUAAGAAAAGAUUAAGAAAAUAAUCCUACCUUGAGGAUUCAAGAAGAACUUGCUAAAAAUUAAAGUUGUUGUAGCGGUUGACAGGGAGUGUAAUGGGGAGUGAUUCAAGAGAUUAUUGUUGUGAUGUGCUUAUGGCAUUUGAUAACUAGGUUGAUUGUAGAGAUCAAGUUAUUUACUUUGAUGGGUUUUUGUUGUUCUUUUCCUAUUUCUGUUUUUUUAAUUCGAUGAUUAAUGUGAGAAUGAGAUUGUUGGUUAUGUUGAUAUGAUGAUUCGUUUGAUGUUUCUUUGGGUUGAUUGAAAAUAAAGGUGCAUUUUUUUUUA